AUGGGGGUGCUAGCCGCACCCUUCCGGUCUGAAUGGCACCGAUCAAGUACUUCUGUCGUCGACAUCCUACGCACGGCUCUGUUGCCGGUCGUCCUGUGGGCAGCGGCCGUCAACGCGGUGCUGCUGACGGUGCAGCAGGCCAUGGCAACGCAGACAUCGGCGGUCAUGCAGACGCAGGGCUGGUCGUUUGCUAUGAGAGGCAUCGGACCGGCCGUGGUCCUGGGUGGUGCCGGUGUUGCUGCGGCCGCGCUGGCUGGGCCAUUUGGCGGCGUCUUUUCGCUGGCCGUCACGCGACAUCUCCGAACCCAACAGGUGCGUCACCGCGAAGCUGAGCACAACCUCCCGCUGAUGGUGCUGCCCUUUGUGCUGUCCAUUGCCGGCUGCUUCCUGUUUGGCGCUGCGGCCGAGAGCGGGAUGCACUGGGGCGUGCUCGUGGUGGCGGCUCAACUGACCGCACUGGGGCUUCUGUUGGCACUGGCCGCGCUGGCCGUGCUCCUGAUCGAGAGCUUCCCCGACUGGGCCGGCGCCUGUCUAGCCCACGCAGCCGGCGGACUGCGGUUGUUGGCUGCGGCCUUGCUCCUGCGCGGCGACGUGGCUGCGCACUUGGUGGCCACGCACGGCUUCCUCAACGCCUGGGCCCUGUACGCUGAGGUGCUGAUCGUGGCCAGUCUGGGGGUGCCGGCACUCUUCUUUGGGGGACGGCAGCUGCGGACGUGGGCUGCAGGCACCAUUCCAGGCAACGUGCUGGAGGAGGAUAGUGAUUUGGACGAUGACGGGAAAAUGACGGGAUCACUUCAGAAAACCGGCCGAACCCCGUCACCAGCAUCGUCGACUUCGUCAGCAGAAUCACAGGCUCGUUUACCAGAAGGCGUCAACGCAGGCAGAGCCAUAUAA
Grosmannia clavigera kw1407 is the source of this 894-nucleotide messenger RNA. RefSeq lists its product as uncharacterized. Bases 1 to 894 code for a protein of 297 amino acids. The transcript has a single exon. NCBI's taxonomy places the organism in Eukaryota, Fungi, Ascomycota, Sordariomycetes, Ophiostomatales, Ophiostomataceae. Gene Ontology annotation, molecular function: transmembrane transporter activity. The record is from RefSeq and is a predicted model, not a curated record. Gene Ontology annotation, biological process: transmembrane transport.